AUCACUCACGAGUCACAUAGUUAUGUUUGAGGUAUUGUCUAUAUUAUGCACUCACCAUUUAUUAGGAAAUAAAGUUCUUUUUUCCUAUUACAUCUAGAGCUCUGGCUGAGUACUUUGUACUUUUAUUUCAUACUUGUGACAGACUCUUCUUCUUUGGUUAUUUUGCCAAUCUUUUUAGGAUACUUUCAUUUUCAAAAUGCUUAUCAUUGUUAUGACCAGACCACUAAACUAUUAUAUAUUUGAGCACAUCUUACUUUUCAUGAGCGCUCUACUUACUCCUCUGCCUUCUUCUAAGACAUGCUUUCUACAUGUUCCUCAUCCUCUCGAAGUAGUUAUACUCAUAGGUUCAUCCCUAAAGAUUUACACACUAUGACCCUCCUCUGUUUGCAAUAACUCCAUUUAUGUUGUUUGAGCCAACUAAGGAUUCACCUAGUAGAGUUUUCUUUCAUCUCGAUUUGUUUGUUACCCUCAUAAAGGUAAACAGUAGCGUAUUGAUUACGGUACUUAUUAUUAUACGGCCCUUGGCCAUAUUUUCACAGUUUGACUUCUCUCUGUCAUUAAUUUCUAUAAUAGGCGCUAUAGGAUCUACAGUGGGAACAUAUUGUGAGUAAUGAAACGAUUGAUUUACUAAAUCAACAAAAUGGGAUUUGGUUACCCUCGUCCAAACAGCAAGUCAAUCCAAUAUCAAUGGGGUUUUACCAGAAAAUUACAUCUUAAAUUUCUCUAUUGAUAGAUGUGAAAUAUGCUUGAUUGCUAAAGGUUUUACUAAGUUCUUGGGGUCAAAUCUCUUGCGCUAAACUCUACUUUGUUUGAAUUCUUUUGUUUCUUGCUAUUAAUUAAGGCUAGACAUUGCUGUAAUUGGAUGCGACUAAUUCCUUUCUUUUUGACGAUCUUAUUAAGCCUAUUUAUUUUGAGCUCCAAUAGGAUACAUCACUCAAGGAGUGACUAAGCAUGUAAGUUCUGCAGCAAAACACAUAGCCAUGGCAUGCUCUACAUGUGAAGUGAUAUAGGUGAAACCUUUGGAAAAACUAGAAACAAUUGGUGCAUUUCAGAAGCUGCCCAUGGUGAUGCCUUCAGCAGAUAUACUUUCUUCGGCACUAAGGAAGGCAAGGAAUAUUGCUGCUACAAAGGGUAUUGCAAAUAUUGCCAAGCGAGAGAGAAAUAAAGGGGCAAAACAACUUGAUGCUUUAAUGAAAGAAUUAGCUGUUCCUCUCAGAGUGUACAUUGAGAGUUUUCCUAAAAAGUGGUCCUUGCAUCCAUACGAGAGAUCACUCAUUCAAUUAACUUUCGGUGAUGGCAGUUAUGAGGAGGUACUGAAAAGAGUAGACGAUCUCAGAAAGAAGCUAUUAUCUGUUGGAAAGCAGCAUGCAUCCUUUUGUGCCCAGUCAUUAUCUAAGCGUGAAGCUGAAGAAAGAUUAAAAGAGGGCCUGAAGAAGCUCGAAGAAGUUUUCGAACUUGAAAAAAUUGCUGUAGACAAUUUAUUAAAUGUCGCAAAGACACUGCGUGCCAUGCCUGUGGUGGACCUACAGACUCCAACCCUUUGCCUUGUUGGAGCACCCAAUGUGGGGAAGUCUUCACUAGUUCGCAUACUUUCAACUGGAAAACCAGAGGUUUGCAACUAUCCUUUCACCACGAGGGGAAUUUUGAUGGGACACAUUGCUCUAAACUAUGAGAAUUAUCAGGUUACGGAUACACCUGGUCUACUUAGAAGGCAUGAUGAUGACAGGAACAAUCUUGAGUUGUUAACACUCGCUGUGCUUGAGCAUCUGCCUACUGCCAUAUUGUAUGUUCAUGAUCUCACAGGUGAAUGUGGGAUCUCAUCAGCUGAUCAGUUCAUCAUAUACAAGGACAUAAAGGGAAGAUUUGGGGAUCGUCUUUGGCUUGACGUUGUCUCUAAAAGUGAUUUAAGGCAAGAACCAACAGAUGGCAUUCUAAAUGAUUAUGUCGACGAUGAUAUCGGCCGAUACCAAAAAUUUGGGCCUGACGGUGCUAUAUGGGUUUCCGUGCAGACCGAAGCGGGUAUUAGUGAGCUGAAGUCCAGAGUUAAAGCUCUGCUCACCUCCCAGAAGGCUAGAAUCAGAAAGGGAAACUGCAGCCAUGCAGAACUUGAAGGUUAAGCUGAUCAUUGCUGUAUGUAAAUGAGGUUUUAAUUUUUGCCAAGAUAGAUACUUAACGUAUUAAUAUUUAAAGCCAAUCGAAGUUAACUGAACAUUUA
This is a messenger RNA of Phalaenopsis equestris, 2215 nucleotides long. Its product is annotated as nucleolar GTP-binding protein 1. The coding region runs from base 1062 to 2117 and encodes 351 amino acids. Gene Ontology annotation, biological process: ribosomal large subunit biogenesis. The record is from RefSeq and is a predicted model, not a curated record. Gene Ontology annotation, cellular component: nucleolus. Gene Ontology annotation, molecular function: GTPase activity; GTP binding; RNA binding. The transcript has 13 exons. Lineage: Eukaryota; Viridiplantae; Streptophyta; Magnoliopsida; Asparagales; Orchidaceae.